This is a messenger RNA of Lagenorhynchus albirostris (white-beaked dolphin), 972 nucleotides long. Its product is annotated as tumor-associated calcium signal transducer 2-like. The record is from RefSeq and is a predicted model, not a curated record. Gene Ontology annotation, cellular component: membrane; nucleus. Gene Ontology annotation, biological process: positive regulation of stem cell differentiation. The transcript has a single exon. NCBI's taxonomy places the organism in Eukaryota, Metazoa, Chordata, Mammalia, Artiodactyla, Delphinidae.
AUGGCCCAGGGUCCGGGCCUCGCGCUGCUUUCGCCGUCGCUGCUGCCGCCGCUCCUACUACUGGCGGCGGUGAUCGAUCAAGCGGCCGCGCAGGACAAGUGCACGUGCCCCACCAGCAAGAUGACCGUGUGCAACCGGAGCGGCCCGGGGGGCCGCUUUCUGUGCCGCGUGCUCGGUUCGGGCCUGGAGGUCGACUGCUCCACGCUCACAUCCAAGUGCCUGCUGCUCAAGGCGCGCGUGAGCACCCGGAAGAGCGUCCGCGCCCUGGUACGGCCGAGCGAGCACGCGCUCCUGGACAACGACGGCCUGUACGCGCCGGACUGCGACCAGCAGGGCCGCUUCAAGGCGCGCUAGUGCAACCAGACGUCCGUGUGGUGGUGCGUGAACUCGGUGGGCAUGCGCCGCACCGACAAGGUCGACCUGAGCCUGCGCUGCGACGAGCUGGUGCGCACCCACCCCAUCCUCAUCGACCUGCGCCACCGCCCGGCCGCCCGCGCCUUCAACCCCUCGGACCUGGAGGCCGAGCUGCGGCGGCUUUUCCGGGAGCGCGACCCGCUGCACCCCAAGUUCGUGGCGGCCGUGCACUACGAGCACCCCACCAUCCAGAUCGAGCUGCAGCAGAACACGUCGCAGAAGGUCGCCGGCGACGUGGACAUCGCCGACGCCACCUACUGCUUCGAGAGGGACUUCAAGGGCGAGUCGCUGUUCACCGGCCACCGCGGCCUCGACGUGCGCGUGCGCGGAGAGCCCCUGCUUUUGGAGCGGACGCUCAUCUACCUCCUGGAUGAGAAGUCCCCCCAGUUCUCCAUGAAGCGCCUCACCAGCGGCCUCAUCGCCGUCAUCGUGGUGGUCGUGGUGGCCCUGGUCGCCGGCGUGACCGUCCUGGUGAUCACCAACUGGAGGAAGUCGGGGAAGUACAAGAAGGUGGAGAUGAAGGAACUGGGGGAGAUGAGAAAGGAACCGAGCUUGUAG